This is a messenger RNA of Lathyrus sativus (Indian pea), 414 nucleotides long. Lineage: Eukaryota; Viridiplantae; Streptophyta; Magnoliopsida; Fabales; Fabaceae. The record is from the annotation of a GenBank genome assembly.
AUGGGUUCCAAGGCAAUGGCAGUGGCGGCAGAGAAGAUCGGUACGGCGGUGCGGCGGCAAGCCGUUUCCUUAACCGACGGCGCUGCCUCUAGAAUACGCGUCUUGCUGCAGCAGCGUCAGAGACCAUUCUUAAAGCUCGGCGUGAAGGCUCGCGGUUGCAACGGCUUAUCUUAUACCCUAAAUUAUGCAGAUGAAAAAGGGAAAUUUGAUGAGUUGGUUGAGGAUAAGGGUGUUAAGAUAUUGAUUGAUCCCAAGGCUCUUAUGCAUGUUAUUGGAACCAAGAUGGAUUUCGUUGAUGAUAAACUCCGAUCUGAAUUCGUUUUCAUCAAUCCAAACUCCAAAGGCCAAUGUGGUUGUGGUGAAUCCUUCAUGACAACACCAAGUACCGGAGCCGCUAAGCAAGGAAAUGGUUGA